CUCGCUCGCAGCCUCGCACCACGGCCAUGGCGGCAGAUCGUGCCGGCCAAGCGCCGCCUCUCCGCGCUGCCCGACACGCCUCCCGCAUCGGACGCGCACGCCAACAUCAACGAUGACCUCGUGAUGAACCGGCGUGACCUCGACUUCAUCCUGUACGAGGUUGAAAACGUCGAGGCGCUGUGCCAAACCGAGCGCUACCAACACUGCGACCGGCCCACCUUUGACGCUGCGCUGGACACUGCCCACCAGCUGGCGCACUCACACUUCCACCAGUACAAUGCAAAGGGCGACCGCCACCCGCCGCAGUACUGCCAGGAGACGGACACGCUGACGCUACUGCCCGAGCACGUCGCGGCGCACCGCGCCUAUUCCGACGCCGGCUUCCUCACCACGUCGAUGGACGCCGAGGUGGGAGGGUCGCAGAUGCCCGUCGCAGUGAGCGGCGCCGUCGGGCUGCACUUUUCGUCCGCAAACGCCGGCUUCUCGGCGCACUUCGCGCUCAACGUCGGCGCUGCAAAGAUCCUGCAGCACCACGGCACCGACGAGCAGCGCGCGCACGUGCUCCCGAAGCUGCUCAGCGGCGAGUGGUGCGGUACCAUGUGCCUCUCCGAGACGCACGCUGGCUCGUCGCUGACCGACAUCCGCACGACGGCGCACCCGCAGCCCGACGGCACGUACAAGAUCCGCGGAAACAAGAUGUGGAUCACCGCCGCGGAAAACAACUUUGGAGGCACCAUCGCGCACAUGGGCAUCUCCCUCUUCCUCGUCCCGAAGCAUGCGCUCUCGUUCAGCGAGGAGGGCGUCUCGCUCGGCGACCGGCCGGCGUCUAGCUCGGCGUGGGCGGGAGCGACGGGUGGCGCCACCGGCCACCUUGUCGGCGAGCCUAACCAGGGGCUGCAUUGCAUGUUCAUCAUGAUGAACGAGCUCCGCUUCCAAGUCGGGCUCGGCGGCGUGGGCCCCGCCCUCGCGGGCUACCUCUACUCGCUGCAGUACGCGCGGCAGCGCACGCAGGGCCGCUCGCCGCUCUGCCGCGACCCGAGCACGCCAAUGGUGCCGAUCAUCGAGCACUCGGAUGUCAAGCGGAUGCUGCUGCUGCAAAAGGCGUACGUCGAGGGCGCGCUCGGGCUGUGCAUGUACACGGCGGGUGUCAUCGACGCGCUGGCCACCACGGCCGACGCCGCGGCGAGGUCGGACAAGCUGCUGCUGCUCGAGCUCCUCACGCCGGUGGUCAAGGCGUGGCCGUCCGAGUGGUGCCUCGAGGCGAACAAGUGGGCGAUGCAGGUGUUGGGCGGGUACGGCUACACGCAGGACUUCCCGCUCGAGCAGCUCUACCGCGACGCGCGCCCAAACAUGAUCUACGAGGGCACGUCCGGCGCCCUCGACCUGCUCGGCCGAAAGGCCAACUCGCACGCCUACCUUACGAUGACGGGCCACACCGCCGUCGCAUGGCAGUGGCUGCGGCAGGGCACCGCGGCGCGGCGCGGCCUGCUGCGCCUCGAGGCGGAGGGCGGCGACGCGAGCGCGGACGACGAGGCCUUCUACCGCGGCAAGCUGCACACGAUGCAGUGGUUCACCCGGCAGGAGCUCUCGAAGACGGAGGGCAUGGCGCAGCUGCUCUGCUCCUUGGACGAUACGAACGUGAGCAUGCGCGGAAACUGGUUCUGAGGCGUCUCGUGGAAGGACUCGUGAAUUGCCCGCGGCCACGCGCGCGGAGAUCGGGGAGAGAGGAUGCGUGGGGGCCUGGCACGGCACGGAGUCGGCACACACCGGACUAGUCACCGAGAGACACGUCGUGCACCGCGCAGUCGGUCGUCAGUGCAGUCUCGAGUCUGCAGAGCCAGCAGAGGGCAUGUACGUGUACGUAUCAUUAUUUAGCAAACGCGAUUAUUCUGGC
Emiliania huxleyi CCMP1516 is the source of this 1894-nucleotide messenger RNA. RefSeq names its product putative acyl-CoA dehydrogenase. Bases 124 to 1665 code for a protein of 513 amino acids. The transcript has 7 exons. The record is from RefSeq and is a predicted model, not a curated record. Gene Ontology annotation, molecular function: oxidoreductase activity, acting on the CH-CH group of donors; flavin adenine dinucleotide binding. NCBI's taxonomy places the organism in Eukaryota, Haptophyta, Isochrysidales, Noelaerhabdaceae.